Messenger RNA from Solanum pennellii, 1625 nucleotides. RefSeq lists its product as uncharacterized. Bases 405 to 1421 code for a protein of 338 amino acids. The record is from RefSeq and is a predicted model, not a curated record. The transcript has 4 exons. NCBI's taxonomy places the organism in Eukaryota, Viridiplantae, Streptophyta, Magnoliopsida, Solanales, Solanaceae.
CCAUUUCUAUCCACUUGCUUGGGCCGUUGUAGAUAAAGAAACUAAAAGAACUUGGAACUGGUUUCUGGAGCUGCUGAAACAUUCUUUGGUCUUAAAAAGUUGGGUGAAAAUGUCACUUUUAUAUCAGAUAUGCAAAAGGUUUAUUGAAUGUUGUUACUAAUGUAUGCCCAAAAGCAAAUCACAAAUGGUGUAUUCGGCAUAUUGAAGCUAAUUUGAGCAAAAAUUAAAGAAGCGGAGAGUUGAAAAAGCUUCUUUGGUGGUGUGCUUGGAGUACAUAUGAGGAGGAGUUGAAAGAUCAACUUACAAAAAUGGGUGAGUAGAAUAAGAAGGUUGCUAAGGCCUUGGUGAGCUAUCCACCAGAAAAAUGGUGUAGAGCAUAUUUUGACACCAAAUGCAAAAAUUUCAUGAUUGACAACAACUUCGCGGAGUCCUUCAACUCAUGGAUUGUAGAGGCCAGACAAAAGCCAAUCAUAAAGAUGCUGGAAGAAAUAAGGGUGAAGGUAAUGAACAUGUUAAGGAAGCAUGAGGCUGAAGUUAAAAGUUGGAAGAAUGAGUUUUCACCACAUGCAAUGCAUCUCUUUAAUGACUACAAGGUCAUUGCCCAACGAUGUAAGGUUGAGUUUAAUGGAUGUUGUGGAUAUGAAGUGACCGAGGGUGUGGAUAGGCAUACAAUCAAUAUAAAACUUAAAAGAUGCUCAUGCAGAGUAUGGGACUUAUCUGAAAUACACUGGUGGUACUCUAAUAAAGCGUAUUUGAAGGUAUAUAAGCACAAGAUCGAACCAGUUAGAGGUGAAAACUUUUGGAAGAUUGAGCCGCACCAUGCCAUGAAGCCUCCUACUUUAGCUAAGAUGGCUGGUAGACCAAAGAUGAAGAGAACAAGAGAGAAGGAUGAGGUUAAGAAUAGGCAGGGGGCUUGGUCAGCUUCUAGAAAAGGAAUGUUAAUGACUUGUGGUUAUUGUGGUGAACCAAAUCAUAACAGAAGAAAAUGUCCAUUGCUCAAUGAUAAGCACGAGGACGUCUUCCAAGAUGAAGAAAACUCUCAAGAAUCUCAUAAUGUGCCCUUGACAGAAUCAGAUAACACUCAAGAAAGUGCAUGUUUCUUCAUUCAUGUUCCUGGUUUAAGUCAGAUCUCUAGCCAGAGCUCUAUUGUAGCAGAGCAUGAUUCAGAUCCUACUAUAUAUCCUAAAGUGGUGUCUGAAAGUAAUUUUAGACUUCAUGAGAGACUGAAGAAAAUAAAUACUGGGACGAGAAAGAUAACUUUCCAGGGAGAUCAUAAUGGUAUAUCAAUGCCGACCAACCUUCCAUAUUCACCAAAAAAAGUAACUUGGAAAUGGAAAGAAGUAAUGACUUCAAACCAGUUACAAGCUACAAGGGAGAGAAAAAUUGGCAAACUUAAGCCUAUAGGGGGCAAAGGGAUGUAGAAUUUGUUUUGUAUUUAGUGUCAUUAAGUGUUAUGUAAGGAGAGAAUGAAACAAUGACUCCAAACAACUAGUGUUUUUUGCUGAUUUUUGUACUCUUAAUGAUUGUUAGACAACUACAGUAAUGACUCCAAGCAACUUGUGUUUUUGCUGAUUUUUGUAUUAUUAAUGGUUGUUAGACAACAAUCGACUCCAAAGUGUUACCUU